GCAACAAACAAUACAUAUAGCGCGUGUUUUGCUUUGGAAAAACACAAAUAAGCCAUAGUAUCAAACAAUGGCAGAGUUGAAGCUACAUGGAUUUUGGUAUAGCCCCUUAACUUUGAGGGUGAUAUUGACCCUAAAGUUGAAGGGUAUAACAUAUGAGUAUAUAGAAGAAGAUCGCUUCAAUAAGAGCCCUCAACUUCUUGAAUACAACCCUGUGCAUAAGUUGACUCCAGUGCUUGUUCAUCAUGGAAAAUCCAUUUGUGAGUCUAUGAUUAUUGUUGAAUACGUUGAUGAGGUUUGGCCACAGAAUCCUUUGGUUCCUCAUGAUCCCUAUGAUAGAGCUCAAGCAAGGUUUUGGGUUGCAUAUGCUGAUCAAAUGCAGGAAGGAGGACAUGGAAACUGCAAUGAGGCCACUAAUGUGGCUGGAGUUGGUGUGAACCAUAAGGAAAAAGCUAAGAAAGAUAAGAAGAAACUACCAAAAGGAGAGAAAAAAACAACUGCUGUAGCUCCAGAAGGUACACCUCAAGAGAUUCCUUUGUCACAAAAUGCACCACAAUCAGAGGAGGUCCAACAUGCUACAAAUCCAACCAACAUUCAACAAGGGUCAUCUGAUGUAGUCUUCACAACUCAAUCCAAUCCAACCCUAAGGUUAAAGAACCCUGUUAUCAGGCCCCCACCUCCACCAACACCCAACAUGUCAAGUUUCAUGCCCACACCCCCACCAGCACCAAGGCCUACACUCUGGUUCAAAUCUCAACUAGGACAAGG
Arachis ipaensis is the source of this 765-nucleotide messenger RNA. Lineage: Eukaryota; Viridiplantae; Streptophyta; Magnoliopsida; Fabales; Fabaceae. The record is from RefSeq and is a predicted model, not a curated record.